Talaromyces marneffei is the source of this 1419-nucleotide messenger RNA. RefSeq lists its product as uncharacterized. Gene Ontology annotation, biological process: transcription elongation by RNA polymerase II; positive regulation of transcription elongation by RNA polymerase II. The transcript is spliced from 2 exons. The coding region runs from base 1 to 1419 and encodes 472 amino acids. Gene Ontology annotation, molecular function: RNA polymerase II complex binding. The record is from RefSeq and is a predicted model, not a curated record. Gene Ontology annotation, cellular component: Cdc73/Paf1 complex. NCBI's taxonomy places the organism in Eukaryota, Fungi, Ascomycota, Eurotiomycetes, Eurotiales, Trichocomaceae.
AUGGCGACUGACCCUCUUCUUUCCGACCCUUUGCUGUCCUUGCGACGAGCAAUUGCAGCUCAAGCUCUCCCAACCCCGACAACCUCCUCAGACGUUUCCAACGCAGCAGACAAUCUCACAGACGACCUCGCAAAAGCCAACUACUUGUACUUCACUCAUCCGAUCCCGCAUACACUCCCACUCAACACAUUAACGCGUUUCGUCUCCCCGGCAAAUAACGAUGCUCAGGUCGAUUUGCGCAGUAUCUUCUUCGCAUGGCAGAAAAAGGAUGUUGCUAUUCCCGAGUACAUUGCAUCGGCGCAGGAGGUUAAUGAGGAGUUGAAACAAAAGAAGGAGCAGGAAGGUGGGAAUGAGGAGCAGGUUUUGAAUUUGGUCUUCGUUGAACGCUUGGAUUUGAUUACUUGGCUCGAAGGUGCUUCGGAUGAUAGUGAAUACAUCAAGCCUCUAGACGGGGCAGCAGCAGCAGUUGACGUUACUGCUACUGUUGUGGCGGUUGAUGCUGCGACUGCUGCUGUGCCCAAAGCAGCGGUCCCAGCGGCAGCAGUUCCAGGCGCAAGGCCGAUUAAAGUGAUUGAUCCUCAGUUACAGGAGAUUUACAAUGGAGAGCGGAAGUUGGGUGAUCGGAAUACUGUCCUGCGUGGCAUAAAGCCAACGGACUUCUCGCAUAUUCGCAAAACUGCAGAGAUCUUUCUUGGUCGCAACCGCAGCUCGCGCGGUCAAUAUCCACCUGGAAGCAACAAGGGUUCUGUCGGUAAAGGAGGAAUCAUUGUCCCACCUCCUUCAGCCGGUCUUGCACUUCCCAAAAAACCAGGCUCUUCCUCGACAUCAGGAAGCUCACGACGUCCCGAUCCCAUCAUUCUCCUCUCUCCAUCCGCCUCAUCACCCAUCCGCCUCUCUAAUAUCAAGGCAUUCCUUCAAGAUGGUGUCUUUGUACCCCCCGACCAUCCCACACUAGCAUCCCACACAACCUCAAACAUGCAAAUCAUCACGCGUCAAACCCGCAUCGGAAACGCAGCAGGCAGCCAAGGCGGCAGCGGUGGUGCAGGCGGCGCCGCACCAACCAACCGAAGACCAACACGCUUCAUCCUCGCCGACAGCACAGCAAACUUCAAACCAGAUUACUGGCAACGACUCGUUGCCGUCUUCACGACCGGUCAAGCAUGGCAAUUCAAGACAUACAAGUGGUCCAACCCGCCUGAACUCUUUAGACAUGCAGCUGGUAUCUACGUCGGCAUGUCUGGCGAACAUGUCCCGAAUCAGAUCAAAGAUUGGGGUCGUGGUGUGAGCACUUUCACUCUAGCUCGCUGGGACGAGAAGAAGGGUGUUGAUGGUUCUGGGCGAUGGCUGGAUAGGGAGAUCGUUGAACAUAUUUGGGAUGUUAUUGAGAAUAAUAUGAAGGCUAAAGGGUGGACGAAAUGA